Molecule: messenger RNA, 1438 nt
Organism: Phymastichus coffea
Lineage: Eukaryota; Metazoa; Arthropoda; Insecta; Hymenoptera; Eulophidae
Product: protein AAR2 homolog
Exons: 6
Coding region: 133-1281 (382 amino acids)
Biological process (GO): spliceosomal tri-snRNP complex assembly
Source: RefSeq, a predicted model, not a curated record
UAGUGAUCAACGUAAACGUUUGAUAUGGAUUUUAUAAUAAAUUAUCAAUUAUAAAUAAAUUAACACUUAAACAAAACUUAAAAAUUGCAAUUUGGCUUCUUUGCUGAAGUUUUGAUAUUUAAUUUAAUAAAAAUGGAAAGUGAAGACAUAGAAAUCGAUCCAGAACUUGCAAAACGUUUGUUAGUUGAAGGAGGCACUUUAGUUCUUCUUGAUAUACCAACAGGAACUGAAAUUGGUAUGGACAUUAAAUCAUGGAACAGUGGUGAAAAUUUCAAGGGAAUAAAAAUGAUUCCUCCAGGAUUUCAUUUUAUUCAUUACAGCGCUAUAGAUGAAUAUGGGGAAUCAGCUCCAAGAAUUGGAUUUUUUCAUUUUUUUAAAAGAUCAGAGUUUGUUGUUAAGCGAUGGGAUCUAAAACUCGAAGAUCUUAGUCGUGAAUCUGCUCCUCCAGGAACUAUUGAAACUCUGAAGUGUAAUCUAAAGGAGCUGGAUAGAUUCUUAGGACCAUAUCCUUACGAUAUUUGGAAUAGUUGGAAAGAUCUUACAAAUAAAAUUGAUGUAUCUAUAGUAGAGAGAUGCAAACCUGAAUGUGGGUUUGUGCAAUCUGCAUUAGAGUUAGUCAAUUGUGACAAUGCAUCAAGACCAAAAGGUGGCGAAACAAGCAGAAAACGAAAAAGGGGAGCUGGUCUUACACUUGAAGAAAAAGAAAAAAAUUUAUUGCCAGAUUUAAAACCAAAAGCAGGCACUGAAUUAAGGUUGACUCCAUUACCUAAUAAAUUUUAUCCUGAUGAUGCUACACCAGCAGAUAUUACAAGACAUUCAUUGGAUACUAGUUAUGCAGUUGAUAUAUUAUUCUGUCAAUUAAAAGACCCUAUAGAAAUAAUUGGUGAAAUGCAGCUAGCAUUUGUAUGUUUCUUAGCUGGUCAAAGUUUAGAAGCAUUUGAACAUUGGAAAGGACUUGUGUCAUUGAUAUGUAAAGCAGAUUCAUUAAUAUCAAAGAGAAGAAAUGUAUUUUUUGAGUUCUUGAAAGUAUUAGAAGUUCAGCUAGCAUUCGUACCAGAAGAUGUACUUUGUGAUAUUGUAGCCAGUAAUAAUUUUGUUUAUCAUAAUUUGCGCAUAUUGUUUGCUAAUAUCGAAUUGAACUCGGAUAUUGACGAUCGUCUGAAAUCGUAUGCAAAUAGAAUGAAAGAGAGAUUGACUGCUAAGUUUUUGUGGGAUUUCAAAAAUUUGCAAGAAGAAGAAGACGACGAAGCGCCUGUGGUAGUCUCGUUACAAGACGACUAACAAGGAAUCAUAUCUUUUUAUGUGAAAAAAAUAAUACGUUCUGAAUAAAAUAUGGAAGAUACAUUUUCACCUUGUAUAAAAAAUGGUAAUUAUCUAAAAAUGUAAAAAAUAUUUAUGUGGAUUAUAAAACAAAAAAUGUUUCCGCCCGGGAUCGAAC